AUGCUCGAAUCCAAGCUCGUCGUUCAUCCGGCAUCCGAGCUUGUCUUCAAUGAUGAAAAUGCCAAAGCCCCCAAGAACCGCACGAGCACGCUCGCACUGUCAAACCCGCUGGACGAGCCCAUCCACUUCAAAAUCAAGACCACCAACCCCAAGCGCUACUCAGUCCGUCCCAACGCUGGCGUUGUCCUGCCGCAGUCCACCGUGGAAGUUAUUGUGUCGCUCCUCGCCCAGACGGAGCCCAUCGAAGAGAAAGUCAAGGACAUGUUUGAAGUGCACAGCUUGGUUGGCGAUGCUGGCGACGACACGAUGUGGGAAAACAAAGAGCUGGUUGCGCGAAAUCGCCUCACAGUUUCGCUGAUUGCUGUGCAACAAGAACAAGCUGUUUCAGCCGCCACAGCACCCAAGCCUCGAAUGGAGGGGACGGACGGUGCGAAGCCGACUCAGCUUGGCGACGCUGCAUUGCAAGCGAUUGCCGAGGCACUCCAGUUGAACACAUUGCUGGCUCUCGUUUAUCCUGACAACCAGGAAGCACCAUUGCAUAUCGAAAUAGGCAAGGCUGCAGCUUAUGCCGCCGCGCUUGCUGCCAUCGAGAUCCAGCAAUUGCGCGCCGAGCUCGCUGCCAAAGAGCAGGAGCUCCAACGACUUUGCCCCGAGCUCGCUGCCAAAGAGCAGGAGCUACAACGACUUUGCCCCGAUCUCGCUGCCAACGAGCAGGAGCUACAACGACUUUGCCCCGAUCUCGCUGCCAAAGAUGGUCAAAUCGACAAAUCCGAGUGCAACCAACCUGCCGGCACAUCCGCGAGAUUUGACGACGCCUUUCGGCAACUUGUUCUCGCAACUCUUGCUGCCGGCACGAGCAACGGUGCCACGGAAUCUCUGCUCGGCGAAGGAGCAUUUGGUCGCAUGAAGGGCGCCACUGGCCCUCGCGUUGAUUCGGUUCAGCGAUGGCAACGCGAGGGCCGUCAACGCGCGGCCACCGUCGCGUCGGAGCUGUUGUCCUUGUCGAAAGUCAGCCACCCCAACAUCAUUGCCACCAUGUCGUAUGUAGAAUCAGGCGACGAAUGGUGCUUUGUGAACGCAUGCAUGCCAAAAAACGGUUCUGUUCGCGACCGCUUGGAUCGCAAGACCAGCACCCCUCCACUGACUUGGUUCCAGCGCCAUCGCAUUGCUGCUGAUGUUGCCCGCGGCAUGCACCAUAUCCAGACAGCCUUCCCUGAUCGUGCACUGAUCCACCUCGAUCUUACGACGGACCAUGUGCUUUUGGACGAGCAUUUCACGGCGAGAGUGUCUGAUUCUGGCCUUAUUCGUGCGGCCCACAAAACUUUUGAGGGCAGCUACGUUUGCACCCAAGAUACUCAAGGCGCCCUUGCUUACCUGUGUCCAGAAUUGCUCAUUGAGGGCAGAAUGACCAUCAAGACAGAUGUCUACGCAUUCGGCAUGAUUCUGCUUGAGCUAUUGACCGCCGCCAAGGCCGGGCCCAGCCUUAAAACAAGCACACGAAAGGCUGUUAAAAACAACACUGUCUUUGAGAUGCUGGACUCGACCCUCGAACCAACCGAAGCAGAGCGCCAAAGCGGCAGUGAGCUAGCCACUCUUGCUCUCGCGUGUCUUGAAGAAGCUGCAGAUGACCGUCCCUCCUUUGAAAGCAUCCUUGCGACAUUGGACCCUUGA
Messenger RNA from Capsaspora owczarzaki ATCC 30864, 1671 nucleotides. RefSeq lists its product as hypothetical. NCBI's taxonomy places the organism in Eukaryota, Filasterea, Ministeriida, Capsasporidae. Gene Ontology annotation, biological process: protein phosphorylation. The record is from RefSeq and is a predicted model, not a curated record. The transcript is spliced from 5 exons. Gene Ontology annotation, molecular function: ATP binding; protein kinase activity. The coding region runs from base 1 to 1671 and encodes 556 amino acids.